Molecule: messenger RNA, 426 nt
Organism: Lodderomyces parapsilosis
Lineage: Eukaryota; Fungi; Ascomycota; Pichiomycetes; Serinales; Debaryomycetaceae
Gene: RPL42
Product: 60S ribosomal protein eL42
Exons: 2
Coding region: 1-426 (141 amino acids)
Biological process (GO): translation
Cellular component (GO): ribosome; cytosolic large ribosomal subunit
Molecular function (GO): structural constituent of ribosome
Source: RefSeq, a predicted model, not a curated record
AUGUUAGUGCGCUUUUCAACAAAACAAAAAGAAAAUCUAAUUGUAAGAAAAAUCCUCAGUUACUUUUUGAAAGCUUUCAUAAAACCUUUAUCGAAACAAGACAAGAUGGUGAACGUUCCAAAAACCAGAAGAACCUACUGUAAAGGUAGAGAAUGUCGUAAACACACCCAGCACAAGGUCACCCAAUACAAAGCUGGUAAAGCUUCAUUGUUUGCUCAAGGUAAGAGAAGAUAUGACAGAAAACAAAAGGGUUAUGGUGGUCAAACCAAGCCAGUUUUCCACAAAAAGGCCAAGACCACCAAGAAGGUUGUUUUGAGAUUGGAAUGUGUUGUCUGUAAGACCAAGGCUCAAUUGGCUUUGAAGAGAUGUAAGCAUUUCGAAUUGGGUGGUGACAAGAAACAAAAGGGUCAAGCUUUGCAAUUCUGA